This is a messenger RNA of Mercenaria mercenaria, 4995 nucleotides long. RefSeq lists its product as uncharacterized. Gene Ontology annotation, biological process: signal transduction. The coding region runs from base 592 to 3537 and encodes 981 amino acids. Gene Ontology annotation, molecular function: GTPase activity; protein binding; GTP binding. The transcript has 7 exons. The record is from RefSeq and is a predicted model, not a curated record. NCBI's taxonomy places the organism in Eukaryota, Metazoa, Mollusca, Bivalvia, Venerida, Veneridae.
UAACAAAUUCAAAUAUAGCUGUGUGUAUUGUACGUAGUAUUAACACAGGUGCUGUUUGCGAGGAGGUGGAAAUAAAUAAUCAGUAAUGUUUUAAAUCGUAUAUCACAUAUUGGAUAUAUUUAUAUAACUAUGGCUAAAUUAACACAGACAUUAAAGUACACAUUUUAGAGGAGGAGGUGGAAAUAAUCUUAAUAAAUUAUGUUUAUCGUAUGUCACAUACUUGAAUUGGAUUGUACAUAGAUUCAUAUUUAACAGCUUGAGCUUAUGGAAAUAGCUACCAUAUGAUUAAAAGCGAAACAAUAUGAUGAUACAAACUUCAGUAUAUGUGUUUCACUUGCUCAGUAAAAGAUCAUCCUAUAGACUUUCAUGAUAAUUUGAAAACAACAAAACGUUAUGCUAGAAAUCUUUCUCCGUUUUCCAGACAAGGCAAGAUUUUUAAAGUGAAUAUAUAGAAGGAUAUUAAAGGUAGUGUAGGAAUUUCCGUGUAACCACUUUCUUUUUGUGCAUAUUGCCUCCUUUCAACCAGGUCAACCAGUGGUCUCGUGCCUAUUGUCUCAGGUCAGUCUGUGAUCUUGUGCCUAUUAUCUCAGGAUGAACGCCCUAUCUGCAAGGAAAAAACAGAUCAUCAAAAUUGUUGUCAUGGGACCAGGCGCUUCUGGAAAAACUGUGCUGUGCAAUAGGUUUGUGAAAAAGGAGUUUGUAAGCUGUCCAAGGGCAACUAUCGGAAGUGACUUUUACAUUGGUACAUUUGAGUUGGAUGGAGAGGAAUUUUCAGUUCAAUUUUGGGACACUCCUGGUCAAGAACGUUUUGAAACGUUUGACAAGGCGCUUUUUCGACGCGCAAACGGUGUUGUAUUUGUGUACGACGUAACAGAUGAAAACAAUUUCAAAGAAACUGUGCGUUGGAUGGAGUACUACAGAAAGAUAUUUGACGAAGAUACAUGUAUGAUAAUUGUUGGAAAUAAAAUUGAUUUGGGAGAAAAAAGAGAAGUGAGCACCCUUAGAGGUUACAAGCUUGCUUCGAAAUAUGGAGCCAAAUUCUUUGAAGUGAGUGCUAAAACUUAUGCCAGUGUCCAGGAAGCAAUAGAUAAUUUACUAAGAACUGUAGCAGCAAGGAUGCUUGGAAAAAAGGUCCCAGAAGAAAUAUUACACGACCCUUAUGCGCUAGCUAUCUAUGAGAAAGCUUUGCAAGCCGGUAAAGAAAAGGAUAAGUCCAUUCGGAUAAACAUAGUCGGUAACUUCAGACAAGGUAAAACAACAUUAAUGAGAAGGUUGUUGGGGCAAGAAAUCAGAGACAUUACAAGUACAAAUGGAAUAGUUGUGGAACAAUAUAGAUGCAAGGAAACUAACGAUGGGACAUUGCAUUACACCAAAGCAGACCACAUUGAUACUUCGGAAUAUGUCCAGCGUUUAGUUUCGGUUGCUGUAAGUGAUGGGCUUAUAGAAGAAGAAGCGCAAGUUAAGUGUUUGUUGCAACAAACUAUAACAGGCGCAGAAACCUCAAAAGAACCUAUGCAAACGACUAGUGAAGAUUUAGCCCAAAGUACAGUUACUAAAGCUAUAAUAAAUAAUUCAUUAAGCAAAAGUGAAACAAAAGAAGGUAAUCAGAAGAAAUCUUCAUUGUUAUCAAUAGAAGAAAAGGAUGUGUUUGCAAAAGCUCUGAAGACUAGUCAGCCAUCCUUACAAAAGGAAAAAGAGACUGUGUUUGAUAUUUGGGAUUUUGGUGGACAGUACAUUUUCUAUGCAACUCAUACAAUCUUUCACAGCAAAAGGGCAAUUUAUGUUUUGGUGUUUGACUUGUCAGUUGGCUUGAACCAAAUUGUCACUGAGGACCAGUUUCCAACAGAGUCGGAAAGUAGAGAUAUGAAAUAUUUCAUCAAUUUCUGGAUGAAUUCCAUUCAUUCGUUUGUUGGAUCCGAAGAUGGCUUAUUACCAAAGGUUAUCCUUGUAGGUACUCACAAAGACAAGCUGAAAGGAACGAAACACGAAAAAGAAAUAUAUAUCAGGAAGUACUUUGAAGAGAUCAGAGAAAUGUUUGAUGGAACAAGUUUGUCAAACCAUAUUCAUUUUGACGAUUUUGCUGUUGAUAAUACUAAUGCAAAAGAUACGUCGGUGAAAUCAUUGCGUGAAACAAUCAUAAGAAUUGGAGAUGAACAGUCAGAAACUUUUGAAAUACCACUGAAAUGGAUUCAGCUGGAGAAGUCAUUACUGGAAAGGAAACACCUAAAGCUUAUCUCAAUAAAGUUUGUCUUGGCAAUCGAUUUUGAGAAUGAAUUUCCUUUGAGUGAUAAGGAAGAAGUCAAAUUAUUUCUUCGUUACCAUCAUGCAAAAGGGUCAUUUGUUUAUUUUGAUGAAGAGCCAAUAUCAGAAUAUGUUGUGCUCGAUCCACAAUAUCUCAUAGAUGCAUUUAAAUGUAUACUCACAAGUGAACGUUUCUGCACAAAUGAACCAGAACUCCGCCCACUUUGGAGAAUGCUACUCACGGAGGGAAGACUUGAAAGACAAUUGAUUGACCGGCAGUGGGGAAAACCUGAAGACAAAUUCAAAAUGUACAGAGAAAACAAAGAAAUUCUAUUGUCAUUUCUUGUGAAACAUCACAUUAUAUCAGAAGCUGCAGCUUUUAAUGAAAACACACACAAGUCAACAGGACUAGGGUGGUUUGUUGUCCCCAGUCUCUUGGCAGAUCAGUCAUCGAGAACAGAAUUUCACAAAUUUCUCAGUGGAAAGCAACAGACAGACGUUCGUUAUGUGAUAUCGUUCGACUGUUCGUCAAUUGCACCUACCAUUUACCAUCGCUUGGUAUCAGCAGCAAUAGGUAAGUGGCCUAUAGCAAAAGCUGGCAAGAAAACGUUAAUUUACAAAGACACCUGUGUAGUUCGGUUGAACAUUGAUCAUGCUGGAAUAGCUGAGAUGAAAAAUAACAUGAUCGAGAUGACAGUAGUAAGUCUUUGUCCUUCAACAGGUAUAAACGGUGAACAAGCAGACAGUUUCCGGCGAUUUUCUGAAGCCGUAAUUACAAAUGAAUUUCAGAAAUUGCGGAGUGCCGAGGACAUCCACACAAAACCAUACACUAUUUGGUUUAGAUGUAAUCAUCAGAGUCAUGGCUUAAACGGUAGUGAAAAUUUAAAUGCAAUGAAGGAAAUGGAGAAUAGAAAAUGUGUUCCAUGUCCAGACUUAAUGACCCAUGAUGUCAACGUUGACAAGUCGAAGGAAGAGUGGUUUCAAGACAACAGGAAAAUAGUAGUUAUUCCAGACAACCAGUUGACUGACAUAUUGCUAGGCAACAUAUCACAGUGCAUCGGUAACAACUGGCAACUACUUGGUCUUGAACUAGGGCUAACACAUGUUCAGAUAGAACACAUUGUCGAAGACCAUCCACAUAGUGCAGUCAUGAGAAUAUACACAAUGCUUCAAACCUGGUGUCGGGAAGAUGAAGACAAGGCAACGCUGAGAGCUCUAGUUGAGACAGCGCACAGAUGUCCGCAAGUGAGCGUUGACUGGGACAAAUUGAGAAACAUCCUAGACAGAUUACAUUAAGAUAUCCUCACAAGAGCUUUGAUUAGCAUGAUUAGGGCAUAUUGAGAAAUGUCUUAGAUAAAUUGCAUUAAGAAUACCUUACGUGAGCACUGAGUAAAACAAACUAAAAGCUAUCAAAAAUAAUCGUAGUUAAGAUGUUCUUACGUUUCAAUUGGGUUGGAAAUAUUAAAACAUCCAAUAAACAGACUAAGUUAAGUCUGUACCAUAGCCCUCAUAAACUGAAUUUAGAUUACAGACGCGAGCGUUCAAUGUGAAAACUGAGAUACAUUGUAACUGUAUAAACUGAAUUUACGCUAUAAUUGUGACAAAUUAUUGAAAAAUUGUACGUAAGAAAGGAUUACCUUUGCUUCCUGAUGUUGGAAAGUGGUUGUUUCUUUCUAUUUUAUGCUUAGGGUGUCGAAGACCUUGAAGGAAUGCAGUCCGUCUGUUCAUCCAUCCUACAUGCAAUACGUUUGGUGAUGCAAAUCAACCUCUUUUGGAAAUAGUGUGUCAUAUAUUGGGAAAACAUUGAAAUAACGAUUAUUAUAUUUACAAAAAUAUGAUUGUUGUUAAAUUUCUUAAUAAUUAGUAUUCCUGUAGUCUGCCAUCUGAUAUUUACUGACAGUAAAAUAUAAGAUGUCCAUUACUUAAUUUUUGACUACAAACGAUAUGAUCAUCUAAAAGAGCGUGGUAUAUAUACAUCCGCUGGAAGCGUGAUUGAAGUUUCAAUUGUCUUUAUACCAGGAAUACUUAAAACACAACUUGAGGAGUUUUAGUUAUUUAAUUGCCAUCUUUGAUAUAUAUUUAUAUAUUUACUGCAAGUUGUACGGGUUCUUUAUUAGGCGUUACUUCUGUUUUUACUAGAAGUUAUGUAUAGUUAUUUAUGAUUUAUCUAUGAGCAGCGAUUAGUGUUUUGUAAUUUUGCAUUGAUUUUUUCGACAUUAAAGUCUAUGUAGAACUAUACUACUCACCCCGGUUUCGGCGUUUAAGUUUAAAUACUUCUGGCAUUUGAUUACUGGCGAUCAUGGAAGUUAAAGCAGACUUCGUCUUGACUGCCUCCUGAUCAACCAGAAAACUAUUUAGGCGUGCCCGGCUUUAUUGCGCUAUGGAAAUCGAUUAAAACAUUUUCUUAUUUUACGCAAAAUUACUUAAUUUUGGAAAUCAACAGUUCCACAUAAAUAUUAAAUUGCCAGAUGAGUAUACAAGUCUAUAACAAAUCCAAUCUCUGUUAUUCAGAAAACGUAAAAGUUCCUAUAUACGCUGUGUUUAAAAUGGUAUGGCUGAUGAUUGCAAUGUUGAAUUUAAUGCCAGAUGUUUCAAUGCAAACUGCAAAGAAUCAGCUCUUCCUAGUUACAUUGCAUUUGAUGUUAAACAAAAGAGAAAGCCCAGCGUUGCCUUAUGAGUAGAAAGCUCUAAUCAUGGCUGUAAUUUGACGAUUGUAACCUUCUUGUAAAUAAUUAAAUUUCAUAUUAUUGAAAA